Messenger RNA from Prionailurus viverrinus (fishing cat), 2854 nucleotides. RefSeq names its product cylicin 2 (gene CYLC2). The coding region runs from base 38 to 1372 and encodes 444 amino acids. The record is from RefSeq and is a predicted model, not a curated record. NCBI's taxonomy places the organism in Eukaryota, Metazoa, Chordata, Mammalia, Carnivora, Felidae. Gene Ontology annotation, molecular function: structural constituent of cytoskeleton. Gene Ontology annotation, cellular component: nucleus. The transcript is spliced from 10 exons.
UGCUUACUUAGGUCCUGGCAAAUCAUAGGUGGUGGAAAUGUCUGUACCAAGAUUCCAAAAAAUAAACUUUGGAACAUAUGAUAAUUACAUUCCAGUCAGUGAAUUAAGCAAAAAAUCAUGGAAUCAGCAACACUUUGCCCUGGUAUUUCCCAAACCACCACGGCCAGGAAAAAAAAAGAGAUCAAAACCAUCUCAACUACGAGACAAUACAGCUCCUAAAUAUGAUGAAGAGAAAUUAAGAGAAGGUCCUAAACGACCGUUAUGGAUGCACAGUUCUUUAAUGAGAAUUUCUGAAAGACCAUCUGAUUAUUUAGCUGCCAGGAUAUGGCCCCAACAUAAACCAACCCAUCACCCCAAGGAGGUUGCUAAAGUAGCAGAUGUACACAAACCUGUAUCUCCAGCAAGAGGUAAGAAAGAUAAAGAACACAAGAAAGCAGACAAGAAAGACAAAUCAGAAUCAGAAUCAGAAUCCACAGUUUCAAAGGGGCCACUAAUAACUAGGAAGGAGUCAAAGAAAGAUAAGGAUAUAGAAACAGGAACUAAAGGUGAAAAAGAUGUUGCAAAAACAGAUGUCAAAAAAGAGAAGAAACAUACAAAGAAGGGUAAGGAGUCAGCUACAGAAUCUGAAGAGGAACAAAAAGGUGCAAAAAAAGAUACCAAAAAAGAAAGAAAAGAUUCAAAGAAGGGUAAGGAGUCAGGUACAGAAUCUGAAGGUGAAAAGAAAGACGCCAAGAAAGGUGCCAAGAAAGAAAAGAAAGAUUCAAAGGACAAGGAGUCAGGUAUAGAAUCUGAAGGUGAGAAGAAAGAUGCCAAGAAAGAUGCCAAUAAUGAAAAGAAAGAUUCAAAGGACAAGGAGUCAGGUACAGAAUCUGAAGGUGAAAAGAAAGGGGCCAUGAAAGGUGCCAAGAAAGAUAAGAAAGAUUCAAAAAAGGGCAAGGAGUCAGGUACAGAAUCUGAAGGUGAAAAAAAGAAUUCAAAGAAAGAUGCCAAAAAAGAUAAGAAAGAUUCAAAGAAGAGCAAAGAAUCAAGUAUAGAAUCUGAAGAUGAAAAGAAGGGUGCCAAGAAGGAUAAGGAUGGGAAAAAAGAUUCAAAGAAACCGGGAGAAAAAGAUGAUGAGUCAAAAGACAAGAAAGAAUCCAAGAAAGAUGCAAAGAGAAAGGUGAGUAAAAAAGAGAAGAAAGAUGAAAAGCCCAGUGGGACAGAUAUUGAAUCAAAAGAUGAUGCCAAGAAAGAUGCCAAGAAGAAUGCCAAGAAAGAUGGCAAGAAAGAUGCCAAGAAAGAUACUGACACAGAAUCUCCUGAUGCAAAGAAGGAUGCAAAGAAGGAUACAAAGGAUGCAAAGAAGGAUGCAAAGGCAAAGAAAGGCAAGUAGGCCUUGGAUAAAAUUCAAAAGCACGUUCGAUAAAACAAUUUUAGCAAUCUGAUACCAAAUCUAUGAGUGACAGGGGGCCUCAAAGAAUCAAAUAAUUUUUAAAAUGGAGCAAAGAAGAAUACAAAGAAAGACUCAUAAAAUCAUAAAAAUAUAAAGAAGAAAAGAAAAAUUAAGAGAUGAUUCAAUGAAGAACUUGGAGGAUACAUAUGCUAAGUUUGGGGAUAUGAAGGAUUCAAUGAAAAAUCCCUAGAAAUGUUCAAAGAAGAAUAUUCAAAUCAGGAUGUAGAAGUUAAUGACACUGGAUCUGUGGAUAGCAAAAAAAAAAAAUAUAUCAAGACUUCAAAAAUAUCCAAGGAGGUAGACAAUCUAUAUAAUCAAACUGUGAAGCUGCAUCCACAGAUUUAAAUAAAGAACUAUAGGUGUAUCAGAGGAAGUCAAAAAAAUUUCAGAAAGUCUUUCAAAUAAAUACAAAUUAAAAGUAGCAUUCUUCAAAAAAAAAUACGGAAGGAAGGAAAAAAAGAAUUGCUUCCUUGUGAACCUAUACCGUCAUCCCUGAAGCGUAAACAGCCACACCAGGUUGAUGGAAAUUAAAUUCCACAUCCAAGCCAAGACAAACACACUUGAGAAUAUUAUAAGACAAGAAGAUGCUAAACAGCAUAGAGAUAACUGCAAACAUGAGCAUGGAAGAACUAAGGAAAGAUAUGUAGAAAAAGAACACUUAUAAAGGUCUUUCUGGAAGUAUAAGGGAACCUUGCUCAACCAUCAUGUCAUCAUGAAGGAGGGACAAGAAAAGAAUAUAAAACACAGAACUCAAGGCAGAAUGGGAAAGUACCAUCUCACAUCCAAAUACCAUUAAUUCUAAAAAGCAUUAGAAAAAAUGAAUUAUGCCUGGAGACAAGGCUUACAGCCAAACCAGGAGAACAGCUUUAAUGGGAGUCAUUUGCUAAACCACCUAAUGAAAGUGAAACAAAGAUGAUCAAGAUUAUGACUAUGUGAAGUCUCCCACCCAUCAGAAGCCCUACUGUAAUUGCAUGAAAUGAUCUGGAAAAAAAAAAGAAUGGCCAUCAACUAUACUCAGCAUGCUCUGUUUAUCUCUUCAGAAACUUCUCCUUCAUGAUGUUUCCCCCCAUCACCCCAGUGAAACAUGCAGAGUCAGCCUGCCUUUGCACUCAACCAACUUUCCUUCUCUAGACAAAUUUAUUACGAGUAGCUCUGCUUCUCUUUGGAGAGGUGUGCAAGAAGUCUAAAACUUCAACUGAGGUGUGCCCUGCUGAACCUUAUUCAAAUGGCCUGGGGAUCUCACCGGUGGAUGUAGAUAAACAGCCAUGGCCUUUGCAGUCUUCUUCAACCAUUUUGAAGACGGAUGCCAAAUCAAACAGUAUGAGUAAUACAAAGAUAUAUGAAUGCUACAAGUUACACUAUUGUCUGUACACUUCUUUCAUGAUCCAGUCCAACAUUUGAAACACUUCUACAGAUCUGAUU